This is a messenger RNA of Epinephelus lanceolatus (giant grouper), 843 nucleotides long. RefSeq names its product adenosine 5'-monophosphoramidase HINT3-like. Gene Ontology annotation, molecular function: catalytic activity. The record is from RefSeq and is a predicted model, not a curated record. NCBI's taxonomy places the organism in Eukaryota, Metazoa, Chordata, Actinopteri, Perciformes, Serranidae.
CUGACACUUUUCAGAUAAACAUUGGAAACAUGGCGAAAGACAAACCUGACUCAAAUGAAGAAAAUGAUGAAACUUGUAUUUUCUGUUUGAUAGCCAACGAGCAAGACAAAGAAACGCGAAUCAUUAAAAAGAACAUGGAGCUGGUGUGUUUCAGAGACAUUUGGCCUGCUGCUCCUCACCAUUACCUGGUUGUACCCAUAGAGCACAUACACAGCUGCUUCUCGCUGCACCAGGGACACAUUGACCUCGUUGAAAGGAUGGCUGAAAUGGGGAGAGCUGUCCUACACGACCGAGGGAUCACUGAUACAAACGACAUGAGGCUGGGGUUCCACCAACCUCCCUUCACUUCAGUUGAUCACCUCCACCUCCAUGUGCUUGCCCCGGCCAGUAAAAUCUGCAAGUACCUGGAGUUUAAGUUCAUUCCAAGGUCCUAUAGGUUUGUUACUGAAAGCAGUCUUCGGCAGCGUCUCAAGGGUAUAACUCCACCAGUCAAGAAGAGAGGAGCAACAAACAUGUCAGAGGAGUCUCUGGACCAGAAUGAGCUAUGUGCAGGAGGUGCUUUUUGUUUACCAUGUUUGGGCACGACAACAUCAUAAACUGUCAAGAGCAAUAUCUGGGAACUGAGUCGGUAAAUGAGAUAAUGAAGCAGGUAAAUUAAUUAGAUAUUAAAGGAAAACCAAAGGACUGAAGCGUCACUGUAGAGACAGUGACCACACUGAAUGUCUGUGUGCAGCAAACAGUCUGUGCUGAUUAACAGUUGUAUGAACUGUUUGUUGUUGGCUUAAAGCUAUAGUGCGUAACUUCUACGUGUCCUUAAAUGUCCGUUUCACCCAAGCCACUACU